Messenger RNA from Durio zibethinus, 1537 nucleotides. RefSeq names its product putative protease Do-like 14. Gene Ontology annotation, molecular function: protein binding; serine-type endopeptidase activity. The record is from RefSeq and is a predicted model, not a curated record. NCBI's taxonomy places the organism in Eukaryota, Viridiplantae, Streptophyta, Magnoliopsida, Malvales, Malvaceae. Gene Ontology annotation, biological process: proteolysis.
UUAUUAUUUUUUUUUUGUUGACCGGCUAAUAAACUUAAACCCAUUCGUCAAAAAAAGAGGUCGAAGAGAUUUGGAGGUGGUGGCGGAAGAGUGUCGCCUCCGAUGGGUUGGAUUCAGAAAGCAAAUGCCGAAUGGUUUCUACAUAACGAGUAUAAACGUGAUGGUGAUGUUUGGGAUUCGCAUGCCGGAUUGGAUCUUCAUUCCAAAAUGGUUGCCCUCAAAGUUUCUCCAUCUGUUGUCUGUCUCCUGUCUCACACGGGCAAGGAUAAGUUAUUUGCUUGCUCGGGGACUAUUGUAGAAUGUGGAGACAAAGAGAGUGAUGGUACAUUUGUUGGUAUCAUCCUAACUUCUGCCAGUCUUCUCAGAUGUCCCUCUGGCGCUGCUUCUCUCGCUCCUGAUAUCAAGGUUGAUGUUCUUUUACUAGAUGGGAAAUUAUUACAGGGUGAAGUCUUUGCAUAUGAUUUUCAUUACAACCUAUCUGUUAUAAAGAUCCGAUCUGAUGCCCCACUCCCAACACCAUCCCUUAGAAAUUUGGAUGAAUCCAGGCCUGUUACUCUGCACCCGGUGCUCGGUUCAACAUCUUCUCAUCAUUCAGAUUCAUUUAAAAUUCGUCCAGGCGACACAGUCAUGGCCUUGGGGCGCCACUACCAUUCACACAGUCUUGUGGUUGCAUCUGGCUCUUUCACUAUUGGCCUGUGUAAAUUUGGUUGUAAAGAGCUUUUGAAGGCAACUUGCAAGAUGGUUACUCGAUAUUACAUUGGGGGUCCUCUUAUCAAUCGUGAUGGAGAAGUUAUUGGGAUCAAUUUCUAUCAUGAGAGGUAUACACCCUUCCUACCAAUCAAUAUAGCUUAUAGAUGCUUGGAGCACUUAAAGAUUCAAAGGAGUGUCAAUCGUCCUUGGCUUGGGGUGAAAUUGACCAACUUUUAUGCUGUAAAUUUGGUUGAUUUGGAGAAAAUUAUUCAAAAGUUCCCUCAUAUUUCUGAAGGUGUUGUAGUUGAAGAGGUAGCAAAUGAGUCCCCUGCUAAAGUUGCUGGAAUACUACCAGAUGAUGUUAUUGUUAGUUGUGGUGGACAUUCAGUCAGGUGUUGCUCGGAGUUCUUUGGGAUAAUGUGGGACAAAACUAGAGAAUCUGUGCCGGUGGUCGUGAUGAGGACAAGCUGUGGUAAUCGUCUGAUGCUAACUAUUGAUGUUGGUGAUACUAGUGAACAUAGAUAUAAUAGUUGGCCAAUUUACAGUGCACUCAGGAGGACGUGUUAUGGAGGUCCGCUGAAAUAGAAUUGACUAGAGAUGGGCAUUUCUGAAUAUAAAUGCUUUUUGCCGUUUUGGGUAUUUGUCUAAUUAGCAGAUGUACAUGUAUAUACGAAUAGGUGUCAUUUUCUUUUCUUUUCUUUUCUAUUCUUUGCUUAGUAGGAUAUAUGCAACUACCAUUGAGCCAAAUACUAAGGUCUCUUAGCUUUAAAUGCUUUUAUAAACUUUGUAAAUUGGAUGAAAGAGAAACUGCUUCGUUUUGCUUAUGCACUAGUGGAGUAAUCUUUAC